Messenger RNA from Apus apus (common swift), 1722 nucleotides. It is a transcript of the gene CD40, whose product is annotated as CD40 molecule. Gene Ontology annotation, biological process: positive regulation of endothelial cell apoptotic process; defense response to virus; positive regulation of interleukin-12 production. The transcript is spliced from 9 exons. The coding region runs from base 358 to 1188 and encodes 276 amino acids. Gene Ontology annotation, molecular function: signaling receptor activity; protein binding; antigen binding. The record is from RefSeq and is a predicted model, not a curated record. Gene Ontology annotation, cellular component: external side of plasma membrane; CD40 receptor complex. Lineage: Eukaryota; Metazoa; Chordata; Aves; Apodiformes; Apodidae.
GGGGGAGGUGCGGGCAGGGCAGCGGCCCGGUGGGGCUGGCAGGGCCGGCUGCCCACGUCCCGCGGCACCGGGUCACCGCGCAGGGACGAGCUGCCCGCCCUGCCCGGCCCGCCGGGCGCUGGGCCCGAGUGUCCCGCAGGGACGGCUGAUGCCCCGCCGGGGCGGGCCAGGCGGGGGACUCGAGGUCCGCGCUGCGGGGGACGGGUGGAGAGCAGCCCACCACCCGGUCCGCCCUCCCGCUCUCGCCCGCCGGCCGGGUUGCGGGUGGGGAAGCCCCGGGUCGCCCGAACGCCUCUUCCUGGGCGGGAACGGGCCGAGGCGUUAUAGGGCGGGCGGCGGCGGAGGGGACGCGGCGACAUGAAGUGGAUCGGGCUGUUGGGGCUGCUGGGCGCGGUGCUGCUGGGGUGCUGGGAGCCUGGCGACGCUGUAAGCUGCUCUGAUAAGCAGUAUGAACACAAAGGCAGGUGCUGCAACCGGUGCCAGCCAGGGCAAAGACUGAUUUCUGAAUGCAAUGGCACAGAGCACUCUGCCUGUGCUCCCUGUGAGAGUGGACACUAUCAGCAGAGCUGGACCAAGGAGAGGCACUGUGCCCCCCACGACAUCUGUGAAGACAACACUGGCCUCGUCGUGAAGACGCAGGGAAAUGCAACGCACAACACAGUGUGCCAGUGCCGGGCCAGCAUGCACUGCUCUGACAGCAGCUGCCAGACCUGCGUGGAGGACCAGCCCUGCCCGCUCGGCUUCGGAUUCGUGGCAGCCAAGGCCAUGGCCCAGAUGUCAUCCCCCUGCGAGCCCUGUGCAGAAGGCACCUUCUCCAAUGUCUCAUCUAAAACUGAGCCAUGCCACCCUUGGACAAGCUGUGAGGAAAAGGGUCUGGUGGUGAAGGCAAAAGGGACAAACACCUCGGAUGUGAUCUGCGAGUCGGGCGGUCGCUCCUCGCUGUCGGUGCUGAUCCCCAUCUCGGCCGCGGUCGUCACGUGCCUCCUGGGCGUCUGCAUCUACUGCCUGGUCCACGCCACUCCCAGGCGACGGGUGCAGACGCAGAUAGAGGCUGGGAAGCCCAGCCCAGAGGUCCAGCAGCCCCAGGAGGUGGAAGACUUCCCCGUGCAGCAGACCCUGCUCGGGAGGCAGCCAGUGGCCCAGGAGGACGGCAAGGAGAGCCGCAUGGCGGAGGAGGAGCGCCUGUGAGGGCACCGCCCGCGUCCCCGCUCCAGCCGGGGAGGAGAGGCGGAGGCUGGGCUGGCUGCAACUCACUGGACGCUGCAGGGACCACGGCACGACCUCCCCCCGGGCGGUACCACGGCAGUGCCCGCUCUGCGCCAGCCCGGGGGGGCAGAAGCAGGGCCCGGUCGCACCGCGCACGGCUGCCGGCGCACAGCCCAGCCAAAGAGCCCGGCCAAACAGCGCGGCCGCCGGCGAAGCCAGGGCGAGGGCGCGGCCGCUGGUGCGGGACCGCCCCGGGGCGCGGCCGGGCCAGCCCCCUCCCGGGCGGGGCGGGACCCGCGGGCACCGCCGCGCGGCGGGCGGCAGGGGGCGCUGCGGAGCCGGGCUCGGGGCGCCCGGCGGCACGUGCGCGGGCGGGGGCGCGCGCUGCUCGCCACGUGCCGCACGGGACCGGCCCCCGCACCGCGACCCCCCCGCGGUCCCGGGCAGCCCCGUGGGGGCGGCUCGCCCGGCUGUCCUCCCGGCAACCAGCUGUCAUUAAACUUCUUUAUUCUCCCA